Molecule: messenger RNA, 1407 nt
Organism: Coffea arabica (coffee)
Lineage: Eukaryota; Viridiplantae; Streptophyta; Magnoliopsida; Gentianales; Rubiaceae
Product: RNA-binding protein Y14-like
Biological process (GO): RNA processing
Cellular component (GO): cytoplasm; nucleus
Molecular function (GO): mRNA binding
Source: RefSeq, a predicted model, not a curated record
UUUUCGCCCCUAUUUCUUCUUUAAAAUCCCCAAAAUAAAAUCUUGCCCUAAAGAAGUCUCCUUCUCGAGAGAGUGAUACUACUAUUUCGUGACCAGCUUUAAUGGCUAAUCCGGAGGUGGAAGCUGUGGAUUUCGAGCCGGAGGAUGACGAUUUGAUGGACGAGGACGUCGACGGGGCGGCUUCGCCUCGGGCACCAAUUCCUAAGCUCAAGUCCGCCAUCACCGGCGGCUCCUCUUCCUCCUUCUCCGCCGCUAAGAAGACUAAAGGCCGCGGCUUCCGUGAGGAGGCCACCACCGCUGACCGAAAUGCUCGCAUGUCUGCUCCUUUUGACUCGCUGGACUCCGAAGGCGGCCCUGGUCCUGAACGAUCAAUCGAAGGAUGGAUUAUAUUGGUUACUGGAGUUCAUGAAGAGUUACAAGAAGAUGAGCUGUUGAAUGCAUUUCGUGAGUUUGGAGAGAUUAAAAACUUGCAUUUGAAUCUUGAUCGCAGGACUGGAUUUGUCAAGGGUUAUGCACUUAUUGAGUACGAGGACCGCGAAGAAGCAGAGAAAGCCAUACACGAAAUGGAUGGAACUGAAUUCUACACCCACACUAUACAUGUUGAUUGGGCAUUCAGCAAAGGUCCAUUUAAAAGGAAGAAUAUGAGGAGGAGAUCUCCACGUGGUCAUCGCUCUAGAAGCCCAAGGAGAAGAUUUUAAUCACUUCCAUUUGAUGUUUGAGGUUCCGAUAUGGGUUAAGAGAAAGAAGCCCUUAUGUAUGCUGGUUAACUAAUUUUGUAUGAUCACAGCUGGAGGAUACUGUUAAUUUCCUUUCUGCUCUUUGUUUAUUGCUGCAGUGGAGGCCUCUGAGAUUCUCUUGAUUGUGCUGCAAUUUUAUUUGGCCACCCAUUUUAGGAUGGCAUAGGAUUGAUUUUAUUCAGGAGUCUAUGUGAACAAAUGAGUGAUUUCUGUCGCUUUGCUGAUGCUGUCAGAUUAGAUGGGGCUUGGUUGUUUACCUUGUCUGCUUUGCUUGUCUUGUUCUCAUCUUCUCCUAGCUAGUAAAAUGUUUUCAUGCUUGCAUCGGAUGACUCUUCUCGUGUCUCGUAUUUCCUUCCAAGUUGGAAUUGCUGGGAAAUUUCCAGAAAAAACCAAGCUCUUAUCUCAUGGGAAGAUUGGCGCUCAUGUAAGGGAGAUUUAUGAUUGCGCUUGGGUUGUUUCAAGUGAAAGGUGGUGCCACUCAUGAAUGAUUUGAGGAUCAUAGGCUUUGGAGCCUGCUGAUUUAAUCGUGUGAUGUUUUGCAGCUUAGUAGAUAUUUUGGCCUAGGGUUGUUUGCGUGAGUUGGUCUCUGUCUAGUUGACAAAUUGCUCUCCCUAUUUGUUCAUUUCUGAAAAGAAUUAACUAUCAGUAUGCGAAAAGAAUGUUUAAGCGA